UCACAGGCUCAUCCUGUGGGCACACCUGGUCUUGUGCGAGCCAAUCAGAGCCCCUCCCCUGUCAGGCAGAGGGUAUCCCAGCAGACAUUGCUCCUAGGGAAAGGUCUCAAAGGGUCUGGCCAAGACCAGGUGCUGCUUAGAGCUCAGAUGCUGAUUCUUACGUCUGCUAUGCGACCUGCCUUGUCCUCUUCUUCCUCCUCCUCCUCUUCCUCUCCCCCUUCCUCUAACCCCGCCUCCGCUCAGCUCCAGAGUCUCACCCUGAGGCCACCUCCCCCCGGGGCUCUCACCAUCCCUCCCUCCCUCCGCCUCAAGCCCCCCUCCUCAGCACCGCCUCCCCUCUCUCGCCCCCACGCCCCCCUCUUCCCACCGCUAAGACCGCGACCGCAGCCCAGCACCACAGCAACAGAGAGCCCGACAACGCCCAACCGCCACCUCUCCGUCCCUCCUCCAACUCUUUACUCUCCAGUUCGAGCCGUCCCUCUGAGACCCAGACUUCACUCUCCCAACGGUCACCGAGCGGCGUCGCCAAGGCAAACCUCAUCCCUCCAACCAAUCGCUGCUGCUCCUGCCAGUCACACCUCUCCCAUCAGCCGGCCACUGGCUGGACUAAAGAGCUGUCCGUUAACUCAAACUAUGCUCGGGCCCGGCCAAUCCCAGCACAGCUCAUUAUCUGUGACCAACCCCAUGUCUGUCUCCUCCCAUUUCGAGCGCUCGCCCUCUGCGGCGAGGCAGCUACAAAUCAUCGCCCUCUCUUCGGGCCGCCAGUCGCAAUCUAGCUCGUACACCCACACUGUGCAAUCGGCGCCUCCGGUUGUAGAGUCGCCUGAGCUGUCCAGCCAAUCAAAGAGGACUCUGGGCGGUGAAGAUGUGCUUCCUCUUCCUUUAAACCCCACAAUGCCAAAAACCACCUCUCCUCUGCCCUCGCCUCCGUCCCUCCUGAGUCCAGCAUCCCCUCCGAGUCAGGCCGGUACUCAAACACAAACUCUGACGCAGAAAGGAGAGCCGAAGGAGAGCGAAGAGCAGCGGGAGAGAGGGCGAGGGGUGAGACAAGGAAUCAGAGAUGAAGGGAGUGUCGGUAAGGACCUGAAGGUGGAGAAAGAUGACCAAAGAGAGAAAGUAAAGGAGGAGAAACAGAGGCUUUCAGCUGAGAAGGAAGGAAGCCUCGUCAGUCAGAAGGAACCAGAAGUCGAAACAGUCAGAGAGGAAGAGCAAAUGGAAGUGACAGAGGAAGGUCAGAGUGACAGAGAGAGGGUGGAAAGGGUGGAGGAGAAAAAGAUGGAGGAGGAAGAGGAAGGCGAGACCGCUAUGGACCAGUCUGAGAACCUGAGCACUCAGGUUCUCCCUACCAAUCAGAACGCGGAUCCUACUCCAACGCCCGUUAAAGACUCCAGCGUGGAACCAAAACCCAUCCUGGACCUCAAUUCAGCCUCAGAUCCAGUCCAAACCCCUGCUUCAGUCCCAGUAACAGCACCAGUACCAGCUCCGGUCCCGGAGGUCUCUGUCCAAAGUCAGAGGCUACCAGAGUCUCAUCGGGACCUCCAGCCGGUCAGCCAGGAGGACUUCUGUGAGAACAUGUCAACACAGUCCGACAACCAGUCAGCGUUGUCCAGCCUCUCCUCUCAGUCUCCCCCCUCCUCGCCCUUCAUCACCCCGUCAGCAGAAAACCCUCCUCCCCUCCUCCCUGCUCAGGCCGCCCGGCCGACCGACCUCAACCUAUCGCAGCACGAGACGGAGAAGGUCGACAAAAUGGUCGCAGACGAGUCGCAGCAGCACCGGGCCGCGACCGAGACAGAGCCCCUCGGCCAAUCAGGAGACGAGUCGGAAAGCUUCAGCCAAUCGCUGAGCAGCCCGUGGGAACCGAGGGCGUGGCCUGAGGGGCGACAGGUUCUGACUCACCUGGUGGAAGGAUUUGUCAUCCAGGAGGGGCUCCAGCCGUUUCCUGUGAACCGCUCCUCGCUGCUGGUUCCAGAGCAGGUGACCAAACCACAGGAAGUCAAUGGGACCAAUGGGAAAGCAGCGUUACCUGUGACGGACACAAUAAAACAAGCUGAGCCGUCCACUGACUCUGAGCAGGAGGAGGCCGGAGACACGGACGACCCCGGGAACAGGUCGGCCCACAGGGACAGGACAGUGCUGCACUGCCAGUUCUGCGGGAAGAGAGGCCACGCACACAACUUCAUGCGGUCCAAGCGCUUCUGCUCCACUUCCUGUGCACGCGGGUUUAACGUUCGUCUGACGAAGCGUCUGCGGGCCCUGAGUGCAGGCAGUCGGUCAGAGAGGCCCCGCCCAGCCCUGAACAGGGCAGAGUCCGUUCCUGGGAAACCUCUGUUACUGCGACUGCCUCGUGAUCUCUGGAGUGCCGGGCGGCGAGAGAAGGAGGGGAAGGAGAAGGCAACGGCAGCAGAAGAGGAGGAGGAGGAGGAGGAGGACAUGCGGGGAGGAGGGGAGGAGGAAGAUGAUGAUGCUGGGGAGGAGGAUCCUGCUGUCGCCAUGACAGCCAGGAUGGAGCGUCGGGCGGCGCGGAGAGCGAGGAGGGCGUCUGCGCCCGCCUUGACCACCUCUUCGCCCACGACCACGUUCAAACCCGCCCCCUCCCAGUGGAGCGUGGAGGAAGUGACAUCCUUCAUACACACACUGCCAGGCUGCAGUGACGUGGCGGAGGCUUUCCGGCUGCAGGAGAUCGACGGCCAGGCCCUGCUGCUGCUGACCGAGGAUCACCUGAUGACCAGCAUGAACAUCAAACUGGGGCCGGCUCUCAAGAUCUGCGCCCACAUCAACUCGCUGAAAAACCAGUGAGAGAAAACACAGACAGACGGACAGACAGAGAAAAAAAGAGAAGGUCAGGGCGGGAUGUCGAAGGAAAACAGGCAAUAAAGAUGUGCGAAAACCGAAAAUGGAGGAAGUUUAAAGGAGAGUUUUUGUGGUUUACGGAAAAAACAAAAAAGCUGACACCAAGGAUGACAGAACAAAGUCACAAAAAGAGAUUUGUGGUAAUUUAUGAGAUUAUAAAUCGAGGUGUGGCCUUAGACGGGAACAGAGGAGGUUUUUGCAGAAGCAUGAAGACACCAGAGUCCAGAAGAAAUGUCAUCCAGUUUCGGGCCCUCUGACUGUAGCAGGAGACGGGGGGGAUUUUUGUAACUUUGUGUACAUUUUACAUGCCGCUGGAGAGUGUAAAUUUGAAGCUAUUUCAUGAAGGAUUUUGAACAUUUAAUAUAUAAAAUUUGUCUAUUUAGUUUUUUUAGAACGUGACGUCCAUGACAAAUCUAUCCCGUAGCUAACAUAACCGGUGUGUGUAAAACAAAAAAUAAUAACAAUACGUAGACUUUGUAAGUGAUUAAUGAAAGUUUAAUGUUUUAUAUCACUAUAUUCUGGACAAAAACAUGUCUGUGGAUUAAAAAGAAGUCACUAUCA
Morone saxatilis (striped sea-bass) is the source of this 3411-nucleotide messenger RNA. RefSeq names its product polyhomeotic-like protein 3 (gene phc3b). The transcript has 10 exons. Gene Ontology annotation, cellular component: PRC1 complex; nucleus. Gene Ontology annotation, molecular function: protein binding; zinc ion binding. NCBI's taxonomy places the organism in Eukaryota, Metazoa, Chordata, Actinopteri, Moronidae. The annotation marks the transcript as partial. The record is from RefSeq and is a predicted model, not a curated record.